Molecule: messenger RNA, 1608 nt
Organism: Cotesia glomerata
Lineage: Eukaryota; Metazoa; Arthropoda; Insecta; Hymenoptera; Braconidae
Product: organic cation/carnitine transporter 7-like
Exons: 7
Biological process (GO): transmembrane transport
Cellular component (GO): membrane
Molecular function (GO): transmembrane transporter activity
Source: RefSeq, a predicted model, not a curated record
GAGGUUCUCGUUGUCUUCCGAGCAUUCGCUGGUUUUUUAAUUGGAGCUCCAGGUUCAUUAAUUUACAAUUAUCUUGGUGAAUUUCAUACAUCUAAAUUACGUGUUAAGUGCAUGUGCAUCGUCGGUUUUUGCUGGACAUCUGCAUCAUUAUUAUUACCAGGUCUGGCGUGGUUCAUUAUUCCUCUUAAAUUUUCAUUUGAAUUUGCGGGAUUUAUCUUCAACUCUUGGAGACUUUAUCUCGGAUUAAUUGGAGUCCCAACUUUUGUCCUGGGAUUUAUUCUUACUAUGUACCCGGAAAGUCCUAAGUAUUUAUUAUCUCGUGGUAGAAAACAAGAAGCCCUUGAAAUUCUUCGAGAAAUCUAUGCUGUUAAUACUGGGCGAAACAAGUCUGACUAUCCUGUAAAGGAAUUAAAGAUUUCUACUGAUGAGAUUGAUGAGAGAAAUAAAUUGUCGAUUGAAGUGACGAUCGAUGAUGCAUCUAAUUUACUUGUAAUCAAAAGACUAUUAAAAGAGGCAUGUCGAGAAAUAAAAACUUUGACAUCUACUCCUCAUGUUAAAUGGGCACUGCUCUGUUGGACUAUUUAUUUUACAAAUUUAUUCGGCUGGUAUGGCUUCGGUAUAUGGAUGCCAGAAUUACUGAACCGAUUUGAAAAUUUCUACAAACUCCAUCCAAAUAUUACAACAGCAAGUGUAAGUGAGUUAGUAUCACUGAAUCAAACAUCAACGAUACGUAAAUAUGAUUGCGAAAAUCACAGUAUGAAUGAAAAAGUAUUUGUUAACACAUUAAUAAUAAAUGCUGCGUGUUCAAUAGGAAACAUAAUGUGUAUUUACUUAUCUAAUCAUGUAGGACGACGUGCAAUUCCUGUAACAACAUUGAUUGUCUCUGGAGUUGCUGGAGUAGCUUUGUAUUUUAUAAGAUCGUCCACGCAAAUUAUAAUUGUGUCUGGCAUAUUUUCAGUAGCAAUGACAGCAGCUAAUAUUGUUUUAAAUAGUACUGUUGUUGAUAUAUUUCCAACACAUAUAAGUGCCCUCGCACUAUGUAUAAAUUCAUUCUUUGGACGUAUUGGUGCUAUCGUUAGUAAUAUUGCAUUUGGAGCACUUGUUGAUGUCAAUUGCGAAGUGCUGAUUUUUCUUGUAGCCUCUAUCAUUAUUGUGGGUGCCAUGCUAGCAUUUUUUCUUCCACCAAAAGACCCUCCCCGGGUUUUAGAGACUUAAUUUAUAUAAAUAAAAAAGUUGUUUAUUAAUUAAAAGUAAAUUAAAUAUUUGAUAAUAAAAAAGCCAUUUUUUAAUAGUUAAUCUCAUGUAUUUUUUUUUAAAAAACUUUUUUAAAAUUUUUUAGUUUUCAUAAAAAUCAAUAAAAUAAUCCAGUCAACUUGUUUGAUCUUACACAUGUAUUUACGUAAAUUGUUAUUUUUUUAUUAAUUAUUUUUUGUCAUCAACUGAUACUCCAGAUAACUGGUAUAUAGAGCUAAUACCAGUAAUCUAGGUACAUUGCGCGUGCCGCAGUCCUCAACUUUUUUUAAACCUCAUGUAGAACAAAGUACAAUUAAUUUUUUAAUUUUUUAGUCAAAAAAAAAAACAAAUUUGUUUAGUUAAAUUAAAUAAAAU